AGAGAGAGAAGAAGAAACAAGGAAAGAAAGGAAGAAAGAAGUUUUGGUUUUUUUUCUUGGAAAGAAAGUUUUGGUUUUUUUCUUGGCCACCAUUUAAGACCAUAUAUAUAGAUACAUAUGUAGAUAGCAUACAUACAUAUAGACACACACUCUCUCAUGAUGCGUAUUCUAUAAGCCAUUUUACCGCACCUUCACCUUCGCUGUACACUUACACGCUCAUUCCUCAAACCCUAGAUCUUAUACAAUUCUUUAUCUUUUUCUUUUCUUUUUUUUUUUUUUACGUUCUGUUAAACUGUACCCAUUUGCACAUAAACCCACACUUAAACACAAUUUCUUUCUUUCUAAUUCUCCGUAAUCCCUUUCUUAGAUCUGCACAAUUUUCGCAUUUCAUUUUAGUUACUUACGAUUCCCCAUCACCACCUGUAGAUUAGAAUUAUAUUUAAUGUUGUAGUUACAGAGACUUCUGGAUCCGUUCAAAACUAAAUACAUACUUCUUAAUAUGCCUCAAUUUACUUUCUUUUUUGUGUGAAUUUGGUGAUGUUUGUUGCCAAUUUUGCAGAGAGUCUUUUGUGAUAUAUAAAGUUUAUUCCUUUUUUUUGUUGAGAUUUUGGUGAUUGAUUCCACGCGAUCCGCAUAAAUUGAUUCCAGAUUUUACAUUUAUGUUUGGUAGAUUGGAUUAGAUCUGGGUUUUUGUUCUGAUGCUUUAUAUGUGGUAGUUUUGGAUUUUUUUAGUCAUUGGGUUAUCAAAUGGCAAUGCCACCGGGAAAUGUGGUCAUAUCAGAUAAAAUGCAGUUUCCCGCUGGCGGCGGCGGCGGAGUUGGAAAUGAGAUCCACCAGCAGCACCCCCAUCGCCACCAGUGGUUCCCGGUGGAUGAGCGUGACGGGUUCAUCUCGUGGCUGAGGGGGGAGUUUGCGGCUGCCAACGCUAUCAUUGACUCCCUCUGCCACCACCUGCGCGCUGUUGGGGAACCUGGUGAGUAUGACUUAGUUAUAGGGUGUAUACAGCAGAGAAGGUAUAAUUGGAACCCUGUGCUGCAUAUGCAGCAGUACUUCUCGGUGGGGGAGGUGAUUGUGGCGUUGCAGCAGGUGGCAUUGAGGAAGCAACAGCAGCAACAACAUAGGUACUAUUAUGAUCAGGCAAAGGUUGGGGGAAAGGAGUUUAAGAGAUCUUCGAGUGCCGGGUUUAACAAAGGACAGAGGGGUGGUGGUGAGGUAGUGAAAGAAGCUGUUAAUUCCAGUGUAGGAAGUGACAGUUUUGAUGGGAAUUCUUCAGGAAAUGGAGGGAAUGAAAAAAUUGAGGAGAUCAAAUCAGGAGGUGAUGGUGGGAAAUUGGAGGAUAAGAGUCGAGCGCUUGCUGAGGAUAAGAAAGAUACUACUGUGAAGCCACAUAGGGAUAAUCACUUGAAGAGUUCAGGAAAUUCAGAAGGAACCUUGUCUGAGAAUUUGGAAGCUGAGACUCUGGCUGUGGAUGAGCAAUCCAGCCCUAAAGAGAAUGAUUCACAUUCCAGUCAGAAUGAGAGUGUGAGGCAGAAUACCACUAUCACUGCAAAAACAUUUGUUGGUGCAGAGAUGGUUGAGGGAAAAACGGUUAAUGUGGUUGAUGGACUCAAAUUGUAUGAACAAUUGCUUGAUGAUGUGGAAGUCUCCAAACUUGUUUCACUGGUUAAUGAUUUGAGAGCUUCAGGGAGAAGAGGGCAAUUUCAAGGUCAGACAUAUGUGGUCUCAAAGAGACCUAUGAAAGGACAUGGAAGAGAGAUGAUUCAGCUGGGUCUUCCCAUAGCAGAUGCACCUGCCGAAGAUGAAAAUGCUGCAGGGACUUCUAAAGAUCGCAGAAUAGAAUCCAUCCCAACCUUGCUGCAAGAUGUCAUUGAUCGUAUUGUAAGCAUGCAGAUAAUUACCAUGAAACCAGAUUCUUGCAUAAUUGACAUAUAUAAUGAGGGUGAUCAUUCACAGCCUUACAUGUGGCCUUCAUGGUUUGGAAAGCCCAUUUCUGUGCUGUUCUUGACAGAAUGUGACCUCACUUUUGGGAGAGUAAUCACAGCAGACCAUCCUGGGGAUUACAGAGGCUCUCUCAAGCUGCCUCUGGCACCUGGAUCCCUCCUUGUGAUGCAAGGCAAAUCCACUGAUUUUGCUAAACAUGCAAUUCCUGCCAUCCGAAAACAACGCAUACUUGUUACCUUCACAAAAUCCCAACCCAAAAAGUUUGCACAAAGUGAUGGCCACCGGCUACCUUCCCUUGCUGCAGCCUCAUCUCCCCACUGGGGUCCACCACCAAGUAGAUCACCAAAUCACAUUCGCCAUCCUGUACCCAAGCAUUAUCCAGCAAUUCCAACCACUGGUGUAUUGCCAGCACCAGCCAUUCAGCCACAAAUCCGCCUGCCAAAUGGUGUUCAACCACUCUUUGUGACUACCCCUGUUGCAGCUCCGAUGCCUUUCCCUGCUCCAGUUCCUAUCCCAUCUGUUUCAACUGGAUGGCCAGCAGCUCCCCUAAGGCAUCCUCCAAAUCGUUUCCCUGUCCCUGUCCCGGGCACUGGUGUUUUCCUUCCUCCACCAGGUUCUGGUAACGCAUCAUCUCCCCAGAUAACAUUGACUACAACUGAAAUAAACCUUCCUGUGGAGACAACAUCACUGCCAGAGAAGGAGGACGGAACAGGGAAAUCAAAUCCUGUUACAUGUGCUUCUCCAAAAGAGAAAUUGGAUGGGAAGACUCAAAGACAAGAUUGUAAUGGAAUUCCAGAUGGGAGAGCUGUGACAAAGGAAGAAGAACAGGAAAGUGUUGAUCAUACAGUGGUAAACAAGUCAGCUGGAACAGUUUAGAGAGAGAGAGAGAGAGUAUUUUGUCAAAAAGGUAGGCUGCAAUUGCAAUGAGUUUGAUACAAAUGUAAAAAGAGCGGCGACAUUGGAGACUUGGACAUUUAAUACUAGUAGGGGGGACAAGGGGUAGGAAGAAGAAGAACAACUCAGUUCUCUUGGCAAUCCCUUGUGUUCUCUUUUCCAUUUUUUUUUUUUGUCUUAUUAUAUCAACUCUCACACUAGGUGGACACCUCAUCCUUAAUUCAACUUCUGAUCAGAAUUUUUGUUAUACGAUAAGUUUAAUGUCUGCUUGUUUUCUGGGAA
This is a messenger RNA of Hevea brasiliensis (rubber tree), 3117 nucleotides long. Its product is annotated as RNA demethylase ALKBH10B. Gene Ontology annotation, biological process: mRNA catabolic process. Lineage: Eukaryota; Viridiplantae; Streptophyta; Magnoliopsida; Malpighiales; Euphorbiaceae. The record is from RefSeq and is a predicted model, not a curated record. Gene Ontology annotation, molecular function: mRNA binding; demethylase activity. The transcript has 8 exons. Bases 748 to 2817 code for a protein of 689 amino acids.